Peromyscus eremicus (cactus mouse) is the source of this 3479-nucleotide messenger RNA. RefSeq names its product UTP18 small subunit processome component (gene Utp18). The record is from RefSeq and is a predicted model, not a curated record. Lineage: Eukaryota; Metazoa; Chordata; Mammalia; Rodentia; Cricetidae. Gene Ontology annotation, molecular function: protein binding. The transcript is spliced from 13 exons. The coding region runs from base 493 to 2196 and encodes 567 amino acids. Gene Ontology annotation, cellular component: small-subunit processome; Pwp2p-containing subcomplex of 90S preribosome. Gene Ontology annotation, biological process: rRNA processing.
UCAACAACAUUAGCAUAGCCCUCCCUCCCCAGCGCGCCUGCGCCGUGACCCGCGCCCCGAUUGGCCCACUUCCCCACGUACCCUCCUCUCUCCCCUCCAGCGUGGGACCCUCCGCAGGCUCCGUACUCUAAGGACCGUACCAAAACCAGGAGACGAUGAGGUAAUGGGGGCUCGCGGCAAGGCGUGGGGCCCAGAGUCAGCAGGAGGAGAAGUUUCUUUCAGCCACUUUCAUUUGUACUCUGGCCUCCUUGAGUCCCUUCCAAUAUGUUGCCUCUGAGAAGUUGGGCUGGGAAAAUUUUCCACUCCAGUCACGCCGCUUCCCCCUACACCCGGAAGAUUGGCCUUCCCAGAGGAACUCCCCCACGGGGAGGGGCUGCCGAGCGGAGUGGGAGUGACGUAGCGCGUGAGUGCCGGUCACGUGGCUCGAGGCGGCGCAGGCUCCUUCCGGCUCCCCAGGGCUGGGCUGCGGCGCGGAGCUAGACGCCCCGGCACAUGCGCAGUGGCGCUCCACGUGAAUGCCUGCGUUUCUCCUCGGACGUGAGGAUGCCGCCGGAACGCAGGAGCCGGACGAAACCAGAGCGGAGAGCCGGCGCGAUGCCGGGGAGGGAAGCCAGACCCGGGAGCGGCGGCACGCCCCGAAAGGCCGCCCGUUCAUCCCAACGGACACCGCAGGCCGGGCAGAGGGCGGCCCCUAGCGCGGUCCCUGCGGUGGCGGACGAGGAGGAGGAGAGCCGGCUUCGGCAGCGGAACCGCCUGACGCUCGAGGACGACAAGCCGGCCGCCGAGCGGUGCCUGGAGCAGCUGGUCUUCGGCGACGUCGAGGACGACGAGGACGCGCUGCUGCGGCGGCUGCGGAGCUCGCGGGGUCAACUACGUGAAAGCUCAGAAGACUCUGAAGUGGAAGAUGAAGCAGAAGACAAGCUUCGUCCUCAGAAGAAGCCAGUUUGGGUGGAUGAAGAUGAUGAAGAUGAGGAAAUAGUUGACAUGAUGAACAAUCGGUUUCGGAAAGAUAUAAUGAAAAAUGCCAGCGAAAGUAAACUUUCUAAAGAGAAGCUUCAAAAGAGACUUAAGGAGGAAUUCCAGCAUGCGAUGGGAGGAGUACCUGAUUGGGCAGAGACUGGGAGCAAGCGGAGAAAAUCUUCAGAUGAUGAAAGUGAAGAGGAUGAAGAUGACUUGUUGCAAAGGACUGGGAAUUUCAUAUCCACAUCCACUUCUCUUCCAAGAGGCAUCUUGAAGAUGAAGAACUGCCGGCCUGCCAAUGCUGAACGGCCUACCACUGCUCGGAUCUCAUCAGUGCAGUUCCAUCCUGGUGCACAGGUGGUGAUGGUCUCUGGGGUAGAUAAUGCCAUCUCACUAUUUCAGGUUGAUGGCAAAACAAAUCCUAAAAUCCAGAGCAUCUAUUUGGAAAAGUUUCCAAUCUUUAAGGCUUGUUUCAGUGCUAAUGGAGAGGAGCUUUUAGCCACAAGUAUGCACAGCAAGGUUCUUUAUGUCUAUGAUAUGCUAGCUGGCAAGUUAAUUCCUGUACAUCAAGUGAGAGGUUUGAAAGAGAAAAUAGUGAAGCGUUUUGAAGUCUCCCCAGAUGGAUCCUUCUUGCUCAUAAGUGGCAUUGCUGGGUUUUCUCAUUUGCUGUCAAUGAAGACCAAAGAACUAAUUGGUAGCAUGAAGAUUAAUGGAAGAAUUGCAGCAUCCACAUUCUCUUCUGAUAGUAAAAGGAUAUAUACUUCUUCUGGGAAUGGAGAAGUUUAUGUGUGGGAUGUGAAUUCGAGGAAGUGUGUUAACAGAUUUCUUGAUGAAGGCAGUUUAUAUGGAUUAAGCAUUGCUACGUCAAAGAAUGGACAGUAUGUGGCUUGUGGUUCUAAGAGUGGAGUGGUAAACAUAUACAGUCAAGAUUCUUGCCUCCAACAAACAAACCCAAAGCCAAUAAAAGCUAUAAUGAACCUGGUCACUGGUGUCACUUGCUUGGCCUUCAAUCCCACUACAGAAAUCUUGGCAGUGGCUUCAAGAAAAAUGAAAGAAGCUGUCAGAUUGGUUCAUCUUCCUUCCUGUACAGUGUUUUCUAACUUUCCGGUUUUUAAAAAGAGUGCUGUUUCUCGUGUUCAAACCAUGGAUUUUUCUCCCAGAGGUGGAUACUUUGCCUUGGGGAAUGAGCAAGGCAAGGCCCUGUUGUAUAGGUUGCACCAUUAUUCAGACUUCUAAAAAUGUUUUUUUUGAAGUAAGAAAAUUCUCUUAAAUACCAUGGGUUUGGGGUUGUACCACUGAUGUCAUUUGGUAGAGGUAUCAUAUUGACUUAGCUCUGCUUCUCUGCCUCAGGCCAGCUUUAUAUCUUCAGUUUAGGGGGGUUGGGUGCAAGUAGAUCAGGAGCUGGCCAAAUGACCUGAGCCUUCCUUGGAAAUUACUAAUCCCCAAUCACAGUGGUCUGCCUCCUCUUCUGAGGUCACAUUUGUAAGAUGAAUUGCUAAAUGGUCUUAUUAAUAAAACCCAGAGCCAGAUAUUGGGGUGAAAGCUGAGAGAUCAGGAAAUAGGACUGAGUCACAGUCAACGUCACCUCACCAACUCCUCAGUUUCCAAAGAGACCUACUUCCUGUAUACCCACACAUAUAUUAUAUGCCUUUCUGUCCCUGCCAUCUCAUUUUCUCUCUCUGCCCAGCUACAUCACUUCUUGUCUGUCUGUACAGACCUCCAGACCUCUCUGGUUAGUGAUAGGAUUAAAGGCAUGUGCUACCAACCACUGCCUAACUUCUAUGUUUACUAUAGUGGCUGGCUUUUUCCUCUGAUCCUCAGAUAAGCUUUAUUGGGGUGCACAAUAUAUUGGGGGACACAAUAUCUCACCACACACAUUUCUAAUAAUGCAUUCAGUAAUUGUCAUCAAAACUGUGGUUACUGAGCAUGUAACCCACAAAACAGAAUAAGCUUCACAGAAGAAUCAACAGAGCUACAGGUUGUGUGAACUUAAAAUCUUUGACUUGGGUGAUUAUUAAGUGGCUUGCCCUACUGCAUAGAGCUCAAGAAUGACUGGAUAAUAGAUUUUUGCUGGACAGUAUUUAAAACAAAGUAUGUUUCCUGUAUGGCUACAUCUUGGACCUGACACAGGGGUGGUCCUGACUGAGCUUUGCAGUUAAUUUUUUUUUUAACCACAGCUAACUGUCUGACCCUCUUAGAAUUAUGAAAGUUUAGGAGACUACAGAUAAGAUUUAAUUAGAGAAAAGAUUUUUCAAAGAUAGAAUUUUGAGCAGAAAAAGAAUGCAUUUCAGCUAUAUUACCUCUCAAAAAUACAAUGGCAGUACAUGUUGCUUGUGAUGAGCAGUUAGAAAUCAGCUGUAUAAUUUUUUUCUAUUCUUUUUCAGAUCCGAUUGAACCCAUCUCAAUACAUCUUCCCAGAAAUUUCCAAGUGUGUGUGAUAAUAUAUGGAUAAUGACUUGUGGAAUCUGUGCUUAAAUUAGCAGCAUUGUCUUAAUAAAUGUGUAACUUUUGUUUAAAAA